AUGAGUCUUCGGCCGGAGCUGUUCUCAGAUUCACCGAGAAAGGACGUGUCGUGGGAAAGACCCUCAGGUUUCUCCACACAUAUGUGGUCCCCCACCGUGACUCCCGCCCUAGGGAUGCUGAGGCUCAGCCUUCCCAGGGAGUGGUACGGUCCCGGGGUGCACCGGGCAAAGCCUUCCGGCGGGGAGAGGUGUCGCUGCGCAUGCGUGCCGGUGUGGUCCGGGAAGAGCGGCGGGAUGGCGCUGCCGGGUGGAAAUAAGGAUAAUAUCAGAGCUGGAUGCAAGAAGUGUGGCUACCCUGGUCAUCUGACAUUUGAAUGUCGAAACUUCCUCCGAGUGGAUCCUCAAAGAGAUAUUGUUCUAGACGUUAGCAGCACUAGCAGUGAAGACAGCGAGGAGGAGGAACUACAGAGAUUGCAAGCCAUGCGUGAGAAAAAGAAUUUAAAUGAAGAGGAAGAAAAAAAGAAACAAAAAAGAAAAAGCAAAGAGAAAACAAAAUUGAAGAGACUUAGGAAAAGAUCUUCCUCAUCAAGUUCUGCAGAAGAGGAUGAGCCAAAGUCAAAAAAACAAAAGUCACGCAAAAAAGAAAAGGAAAAGGGGAAAAAGCAUAAAUCUAAGAAAGGAAAGCAUCAUAAAAAGGAGAAAAAGAAGAGACGAAAGGAAAAAAGUUCAUCUUCUAAUAGUUCAGACAGUUUGAGUAGUGACUGACAUGCUAGUCUAUUUUUGCAUUCACUUCUGCAGAGAUAAUUUUCCUUUCAUAGCAAGUUUAUUUAUGCUUUGCAAUGCUGUUGUAAAAUGGGAUAUAUUUUUUUUUGAGAAAUCUAUUUGCAUACAUCAGUGCUUCAAAUUAUUAGAUGGACCAUUUAUGAAAAAAAUUGCUUUUCUAUUUCAGGUUUAUUAGUACUAAACCAUGAAACUGGUUCUUCACUCUGAUUUUUAGUUCAGUUGUGAUUGUGCUGGUAAUCCUUAACAGUAGGAUGUGGUAAAUUUCAGUUUGCAUAGAAAACUGAAUUGUGUAGAAUAAUUUGUGUAGAAUGAUACAGAUUUAAUGUCAGAAUGGUUACAACAAAUUUGGAAAUUCAAGUGAGAUUUUCUAUUACCCUUUAAAUAAAUCAUUGAAAUUUGUAUGAAUAUUAAAGAUUUUGUCAUUUGGUAGGUUUGUGUUUACAGGACUCUUGGGAAUGUUUCCUGCAGUUUAGUCAGAUAGUUCCUCUGUUGUAUUCUGAGCUCUCUUCAAUGGUAUGUUGGUUCUUUUCCAGCUGCAAGGGAGCAUAUAUGAUAGACAACAGAAGUCUUAGCCAUCGGUAUCCAAGAGGUGGAAUGAAAAGA
Cinclus cinclus is the source of this 1326-nucleotide messenger RNA. It is a transcript of the gene SREK1IP1, whose product is annotated as SREK1 interacting protein 1. Lineage: Eukaryota; Metazoa; Chordata; Aves; Passeriformes; Cinclidae. Gene Ontology annotation, molecular function: zinc ion binding; nucleic acid binding. The record is from RefSeq and is a predicted model, not a curated record.